AGCCAGCUGGCGUGACUCCGCCCAACCGAGUCAGCCUCGACAGGCAUAUCUAACGCAUCUGUAUUACCGUAGUUUGGCACGCGCAUUUUACGCUCGGUGUUGAGGCCAAAUCCGCGCUCGCGCACCCAAAUCCGUUUACAGUCCGGUAGUGGAGAGGGCCCGGCGCUCGGUUCUCUGCUCCGUCAGUCCAGACAUCCGCACGGUCACAGCCCCGGAGAGACGUUACACGGCGCGGGGAGCGGCGGCGGUGCCUCGGCGACACACUCGGACAGAGCAGGAGCACUUCGGAGAGGAAAGAAUGGCGGAUUCGAGCAGCACCGCAGCGGUCGGGGCCGCGGGCUCAGACAGCGUCGCUGCUGCUGCUGCUGCCGGGGCGGCUGCCACUGUUGCGCAGGAUGUCGCGCCCGGAGCCGCGGGACCCAAGCCCGUGUCCGAGUCCGUGAAGGGCCAGCUAUUUGACGUGGGCCCCCGCUACACGAACCUGUCUUACAUCGGGGAGGGGGCGUACGGAAUGGUGUGCUCUGCCAUGGACAACGUGACAACCUCGCGCGUUGCCAUCAAGAAAAUCAGCCCCUUCGAGCACCAGACGUACUGCCAACGCACACUGAGGGAAAUCAAGAUCCUGCUGCGUUUCCACCAUGAGAAUAUCAUCGGCAUCAACGACAUUCUCAGGGCACGGCAAAUUGACAACAUGAGGGAUGUCUACAUCGUGCAGACUCUGAUGGAGACGGACCUGUACAAGCUGCUGAAGAGCCAGAGGCUGAGCAACGACCACGUCUGCUACUUCCUCUACCAGAUCCUGCGAGGCCUCAAGUACAUUCACUCGGCCAACGUGUUGCACCGUGACCUCAAACCCUCCAACCUGCUCAUCAACACCACCUGCGACCUCAAGAUCUGUGACUUUGGCCUGGCGAGGAUAGCCGACCCUGAGCACGACCACACAGGUUUCUUGACCGAGUACGUGGCCACGCGUUGGUACAGGGCUCCGGAAAUCAUGCUCAACUCCAAGGGCUACUCUAAGUCCAUCGACAUUUGGUCAGUGGGCUGCAUCCUGGCUGAGAUGUUGUCCAACAAGCCGAUCUUCCCUGGGAAACACUACUUGGACCAGCUCAACCACAUACUGGGCGUCCUCGGCUCCCCGUCUCAAGAAGAUCUGAACUGCAUCAUCAACAUGAAGGCGAGGAACUACCUGCAGUCCCUGCCUGAAAAACCCAAGAUCCCCUGGGAGAAGCUCUUCUACAAGGCCGACUCGAAAGCUCUGGACCUGCUGGGUCGCAUGUUGACCUUUAAUCCCAUCAAGCGCAUCAGCGUUGAGGAGGCCCUGGCUCAUCCUUAUCUGGAGCAGUACUAUGAUCCCACAGAUGAGCCGGUAGCGGAGGAGCCCUUCACUUUCCAGAUGGAGCUGGAUGACCUUCCCAAAGAGAAGCUGAAGGAGCUGAUCUUUGAGGAAACGGCUCGUUUCCAGGAAACCUACCAGGGCUCCUGAGACACACAGCCCUAAAGAGUGACAACGCCACGCAGAGGCUCGGAACAAGAAGACUCCAAACGACAUGCUAAAACAAAGAAAAAAAAAAACCAACAAAUCUUCAAGAAACCAACAAAAAAGAGAAAACACGAACAUUUAACUGCUUAUCUUUCCAUUUCUACUGCAAGAGAGAGCUAAGUUCAACUUUGAUUUCUGUGGUUGGGUGGGGUGGUUGGGGUCUGUCGUACUCGUAUUGGUUUAGUUCUUUUCCCGUGUUGGACUCUCCCUCCGUUCACCUCCCAUGUUUGUGUUCCAGUCAAACGCCUCACCUCGUCCCAUCUGCAGUCACUCACUGCGCCUCUCUUCUCUUCUUCUGUACGGUUUGUUCAUCCUUCACCUGUCGCUGAUCUGUCUUUCCUCUCUGUCGCUCCCCCUCAUAUAAAAUCAUACUACUGUAUUAACCAACACCAUAACUCUCUCGUCUCGGCUCCAUGUAAAUCGCAACCUGGGUUAAAGUCGAGGGCUAAAAGAACGGGGAUGCUAAUCCGGUGUGAGUAUGUAUAUACAAAAAAAAUAUAAAAAACCUUCUCUUUUUUUGUUUUUUUUCGUCGUUGUUUUUUUAAGUGUGCUUGUCGCAGUUUUCGUUUGUACACAACGUUGUUUGCGUGUUUUCGGAUCAGUUCAGAGUCGUAAUGUUUGUGUUGGGGUUUAUAUUUGCAAGUCAUUUUUUGAACACUUGAUUUUGAGACAAACAUUCAGUGUUUUUAUCGGCAUGUUGGCAAGUUUAUAGAUUUCUUUGUUGUCGCUCUUUUUGGAUUUUCUUUUUGUUUUUUAAAGGAAAAAAAAAAAAAAAACUGUAUGAUGUUGAUUAUGAAUGCAUGCAUUCCUGAAAUUUACCAAAGUGGCAGAGAGACGCGAGGAACUUGGCUGGGGAGCCACUAAGAAAUAUCAGUUUUUAACCUUAACCACAUUUCUUGACCUACAACUCGAAUCAAGGGCAGAGAAACGGAUGUUGAACGGUUGUUUUCAGGAUGGUUCUACGUGUUUGGAGCAAAACAAAGCAUAAAAUAGUUUCUACGAUCAAGUGUUCUUUCAGAUAUUACAACUGUGAUGCCUAAGCCCCAUUUUCCAGAACGUUCAUGGAGCUCUGUGCCAUGUCGAAACAUUUAAUUUCUCCCCCCCCCCCAACAUAUUGUAAAAAAAUCAGAGGCUUGAAACACCAAAACUGUAACGACCAGUACCGACCGGACAAGAUGCAGAUAUGCCACAGAAACACUGAUGUAAGACACUGGUGUAACAUUACUGUAUUCUCCACAUUCUGCCGUGUAACAUCCCUUGUCCAUUAAAUACAGCCAACACCAAACAGCUGAUCCAGUGUCAGUAUUACAUUCCUAUAUCAAAUUACAUUCCUGUAACACACACAGCGGCUGACUGGUGAACUGCUUGUGUCAUGACACCGCUGGAGCCCCCUGUGGUUCCUCAGCUCCUCUGACUCCUGAUUGUCACUCAAUCCUCAGUUUUUAGGGAAACAGCCUGUCUGGAAAAUGGGGGUCUGGUUGACUUUAGCCUUUGCAUUGUGCGAUGCUGUCUCAUGGAGGGAGGGCUUUGUGCCGGCUGGGACCUCGCUCAACAGCCGAGGCCCCACUCUGAACAACUCGAUCUUCAUGAAUUCAAGCGGCCAUUUUUAUUUUGUGGUUCUCUGGGCCCACAUACCUUUGUCACGGCAGACGUUUUGACUUGUCAUAGAAAGGAAAGAGCACACAUGAAAAUUUAGAUUUAGAGGGAUAUCAAACGUCCCAGUAAAUCAAUCGUGCCAGUAAGCUAGCGCACACACACAGUAACAGGACCCUAGUAGUCGCUCAUCUGAAUGGAAUGCCCUCAUUAUUAAUGUUUACGGCUAUAACGCGCCAGAAUGUCUGCUGCGGUAAGAGGCCUGUUGAUGCUGGUGUUGAAUGUAACUGGCCUUUGCUUUGUGGACUCUCCUCAGUUGUGUCCAUUGACAGAAAACCGCACCACUACUGAGAAAAACUGUGCACGUUACUGAUUUUAAUCAAGAGCAAAACAGAAGAGAGCUGUACAGUUACUCCUGCUCACAGCCGAGCAACCAUCAUCACUUCCUGGUCGUCCCGUAUAUAUCCCAGUUUGCCCCUCUCUGCGUGUUUUUAUUUCCUGUGCUCCUCUUCCUUCCUCCCUUUGUUUGUGUGUGUUUGUGUGUGUGUGUGUGUGUGUGUGUGUGUGUGUGUUUUCCUGGCCACCCGUUAACAUGCAGGAUGUGUGUUCUAUAAUGUGGGUGAUCCGGUGUCUGACGUAUCAUCGAGUGUGUGUGCACAAGUUGUUCUCUUUCUGUGUUCAUUGUUUCUGUCAGUUUUCAGCGUCUGCUCCCUGUUCUCCGUGACCGUUCUACUCGCUGCUUGGUGGACCUCCACCCACGGGUCCACCAGCUCCGUCUGCACUAAUCUUUUUGCCCGUUGCACUGGGACCAGUGUAUAGACCCAGAUCUGGAGCGCUCACUGGCCUCGCCCUCUCUCCCAGGGUUGUUCUUUCAGAAGCCAUAGCCACCACUCUGGGAUCGUCGUGAGGCUUUAUGGUGCAUGUGGCGACGCACGUUUUUGUAGUUCAACCCUCCCGACUCCCACCAUGCUUUACUAUUAGGGGAAAAAAAGGGCUGCCCCCUCUUCCUCCUCCCCUGUCUGCGUUUACGUACUCGCCCAUAUCUGCGUAUGUACUGUGGGAUGGGGAAAGACCCUCUGACCCACGUCACUGACUCUGCUGUCGCUUUCCUCCGUCAACCCCUCGUCUCUGAUCAUGGACAUGGUCAUAACGAGCAGGAAAACCCGCUCCGAUCACAUGACUCAAUCAGCACGCCAGCACUUUGUCUCUGCAGCCACGCUCUGACUCCUUCAAGGUUGUUUCGGAUUGGUCCUCUCCUCCCCUUCCUGUCUUGUAUCCUGCUCAUCCAGCUUUAAGUUUCACCUGCUGCGUGUGUGUGCGUGUGUGUGCGUGUGUGUGUGUGUGUUAAGACGCAUGGACUGUCUGCUGUAAUUUAUGUCUGUGUAAAAGUGUUUGUAUUUUUGCUUCUCAGUAACAUAAAGCCAAGGCUCUUUUUGUGUAGUGUGUGUGUUGGUGGUGUGUAUUUUCUCCUCACAGCUUGGGCCCUCUCCCUGCAGUUCUUUGCUUUUACAUCUGUGCGACUGUUUUUUUUUGUUUCUUCUUCUUCUUCUUUCCCCACAAAGAACAGUCGCACAGAUAUUUUUAUCUGCAUUUUUCUUCUGUAAAGUCGUUCACCAGUCAAACAGGACCUGCUUGCUUUUUUUUUUUUGUUUCUCUCCCUCCGACCUGCCACCAGACAAAACAUCCCACUGGGUAACUGUAGGAAUGAACCAAGAGGACCACGUUUUGCAAUCACACACACACACUCUCACACACACUUCCUCUCUUCGCCUGAGGAGUGUAUCCGUGUGAAAAGUUGCACUUAAACACACCGCAUACAUUCACACAGUAUCAACAAGUCGAAAGGCCCGUCUGUCAUGAGGCCUGUUUCCAGAUAUUGUUGUUUUUAAAUGGCUGUUCUUAUUAUUGCUAUUGUCGUUAUAUUGGUGAGUUGUUGUAUUUUUCUUUCUUUCUUGUGUUUUUUUUUUUUUUUACAUAAAAGGGAGUUAAAGAUGUAUCUUUUCUUUUUUUUAUUAUUAGGAUGUUUUUAUUUGUAUUUCUUCUUCCUUAUUUCUCUUAUGGGCUUGACUAUUGGCAGUGUUUUCAAUCUUUCGGAAACCUAGGCUGUUUUGUUUUUGGUUUUGUUUUUUUUAUUUCUCCAAGAUCUUACAAGAAAUUAUUUUAAAAGAAGAUAUAAGUAGAUUGUCAAAGAGAUAUGAGUUAUUAUUGAGGGUUAUAGUCUGUAUAUUCUAUGGGUAUUAUGAAUUAAACGAUUAACAAAGAAACAGAAUUAUAUACAUAUAAUUAAAUAAAAAUUUCCUGAUACUGUUA
Messenger RNA from Hippoglossus stenolepis (Pacific halibut), 5446 nucleotides. It is a transcript of the gene mapk3, whose product is annotated as mitogen-activated protein kinase 3. Gene Ontology annotation, molecular function: MAP kinase activity; ATP binding. Gene Ontology annotation, cellular component: nucleus; cytoplasm. The transcript is spliced from 9 exons. The record is from RefSeq and is a predicted model, not a curated record. Bases 299 to 1486 code for a protein of 395 amino acids. Lineage: Eukaryota; Metazoa; Chordata; Actinopteri; Pleuronectiformes; Pleuronectidae. Gene Ontology annotation, biological process: intracellular signal transduction; protein phosphorylation.